AUGCACACUUUUUUUUAACCGCGCACUGGAGGCGUGGAGUUCGCGCUUCUGACAUUCUCUCCCGCAGUAGCUCUUCUCCAGCGAGCCCUAAUGACACCACCCAGAGACACCGCGGCUGAAGAAAACUGUUUUUUGAGUGUGUGUGUGUGUGUGUGUGCGUGCGUGGAAGCGCGAUGUUUUAAUACCGCCGGACGUGUUUGAGCAGAUCUUUUAAUUGGAGCAUAUAACGCAGAGCGAAUUCCGUGGGAAUAGUUUGUUUUGCAAACACUGGAGAGCACCGACGCCGCCAAAAGGCCCUUUCCCAAAGAACGCAACUUUGUGUAGCCUACUUCGAGUUAUUGUUUGCAGCCUACUGUCUGUGUUCUCGACAUGGAGUAGCUCGGAAGCGCUGUUCCUUGACUCGGUUUCUCGCUUAUGGACGACUGUAGUAGUCCCCUUUCUCCGAAGGCAAACGCUUUCAGUAUUGCCUGUCUGAUUUCAGCGAGGGAUCAAGCGGGAAACACAGCGUUUGACAAACACGCCACUAGCCUGGACACGCAAGUGGUGCAAAACUGCUCCAGAUCCAUUCAAAUGCACUACAGCACAGUCACGCGGGAGAUGGAAGCCUUCACGACCAGCAGCCUGAGCAGUCUCAAUACGCCUGGGAGUUACCAUCUCUCUCCUUCCCCUGGGGAUCCAUACAGCCACCAUGAAAGCCAGUUUGAGCCGUGCCCUGCUGCCCAGCACAGCUACAGCUAUUCCGGAUCCAACCCAGCGCAGGCCCCGGCGGACACCGCAGCGUCCAACUGCUCCUCGUCAAGCUCAACGCCGAACAAAACGCUGGUGAAAAAGAACCCUAAAGUAGCCAAUAUUAAUGUACAUUUGGAAAUGAAGGCGCUCUGGGAUGAAUUUAAUCACCUUGGGACUGAAAUGAUUGUCACAAAAGCUGGGAGACGAAUGUUUCCUACAUUUCAAGUCAAAAUAUUUGGAAUGGACCCAAUGGCAGAUUACAUGCUCCUGAUGGAUUUCCUACCAGUGGAUGAUAAACGAUACAGGUAUGCCUUCCACAGUUCAUCGUGGUUGGUGGCUGGGAAAGCUGAUCCAGUGACUCCAGGAAGAGUGCACUAUCACCCCGACUCACCUGCCAAAGGAGCGCAGUGGAUGAAACAGAUCGUGUCCUUCGACAAACUAAAACUAACCAACAAUCUACUGGACGAUAACGGACAUAUCAUACUGAACUCAAUGCACAGAUACCAGCCCAGAUUCCACGUGGUCUACGUGGAUCCUAGGAAAGACAGUGAGAAAUACGCCGAGGAAAAUUACAAGACGUUUGUUUUCGAGGAGACCAGAUUUACCGCCGUCACAGCGUAUCAAAACCACAGAAUAACGCAACUGAAAAUCGCCAGCAAUCCGUUUGCCAAGGGCUUCAGAGACUGUGAUCCGGAGGACUGGCCCAGGAAUCAUAGGCCGGGCUCUCUGCAAAUCAUGAGUGCGUUUGCUCGAACCAGGAACCCCAUGUCCUCUCCCCCACUGCAGAACGGCACAGAGAAAGAGGACAGCAGGAGAGAAUACGACCGUGACCCCAGCGGCACUCCCCUCCAUUCGGACCCCGCUCACCAGCUGAUGUCCCGAGUCCUCAGCCCGGCCCUUCCAGUCCUUAGCGGCCUGCACACCAUGCCCCUCACAGCCGGCCCUCGCAGCCCACCCCACGAGCUACGCCUGGAAGGACACCCACAACCCCCAGACACCCUGCACCAUCAUCCAUACAAAUACCCAACCACCUACGAACACUAUCUGGGAGCCAAAACCAGGCCGUCCCCGUAUGCCUCACCGAGCAUCAGAAGCCACGGUUACCAUCCUCACAUGAACCCAGCCACGGCCAACAUGUACUCUGCAACGAGCGUGCCGACUAAUUACGACUACGCUCCCAGAUAAUGACCCCAAAUCGGAUUCAGAUCGAGAGCCGUACUGAGAAAAUACACACAAACCUUGAGUCCCAGACUCACGAAACUUGUUGGGUUUUGGGUCGGGCACAUCUUUUGCAAUGGCUUCUAAGCGUUGGAAAAAGAAGCGGUCGUAUUUAUUGACGGGAGAAAUGUCACAAAUGUCCUUGUGGAGCAUUAGGAUGAGCCCUGUGGACCCAGCAUUAGCUCUGGACGGCAGGGCACCUGGAAACUGCAGUAUAACUAGUGUUUGGAGCAAGGAGGAGGACAAAGACUUCUUUAGACAAAUAAUGCAUUAUCACGGACUGGAAUUGAACUUUUGUGUUGGAUGCACUUUUUGUUUUUGCUUUUAAAAAGCCAUAAAUUAUAUAUCACCCUUGAGCCAUUGAGCUUCUAGAUAGAUGGAAUAUUUGCAUGUUGCGCUGUUUUGAAGAUGCUGAAAAGCCCUGAAAUUGUUUUUUUUUUCUGGUUGAGAAUGAAUGUUUUUUUUUUUUUAAAUGCUAGACCACCUUUAGCAACUAGAUGCUUGAAGCUUGUAACGUGGCACUGACGUACAGCAAUUCAAAUAAAUACAUGAACAGAAUGACUGUGCUGAACUUGUAAAAUAAACAUUACAUAUUUGACCUUUAAGCAUGUUCAUUAGCAUUUGCAAUUCCUCUCCAGAUUUGCCGGAAGCUUUAUCUCAUUCUUUC
This is a messenger RNA of Sinocyclocheilus rhinocerous, 2614 nucleotides long. Its product is annotated as T-box transcription factor TBX1-like. NCBI's taxonomy places the organism in Eukaryota, Metazoa, Chordata, Actinopteri, Cypriniformes, Cyprinidae. Gene Ontology annotation, biological process: regulation of transcription by RNA polymerase II; positive regulation of DNA-templated transcription; cell fate specification. Gene Ontology annotation, cellular component: nucleus; chromatin. Bases 415 to 1914 code for a protein of 499 amino acids. The record is from RefSeq and is a predicted model, not a curated record. Gene Ontology annotation, molecular function: DNA-binding transcription factor activity, RNA polymerase II-specific; RNA polymerase II cis-regulatory region sequence-specific DNA binding. The transcript is spliced from 8 exons.